AUGGCCCUCCUGCGCAGAUUAGGCGUCCUCGUCGUGUGGGCGAGCACGGCGCUCUCACACCCCCAGCCAUCUCCUCCUCCUGUCUCCACAACAACAUGUCAAGGCAAAACCUACACCUACAACGAACUCGCUGGCUUCGGUUCCAUCCCCUCUGACGCAAGAGACAAAUUCGGCGACACCAUCAGCAUCGGCUCCUCAGCCGCGAUCACCAACUGGAAAAAGCGAACCUCCAUCACCGGCAGGAACAAACAAACAUACUACACCGGCACCCUCUACGGCCUCCCAGACCGAGGCUGGAACACCCAAGGCACCCAAAACACCAUCCCCCGCGUCCACACAUUUGAUGUAACCUUCACCCCCUCCCCCCCAUCAUCAUCCCAAUCCCCACCCCUCCCACCCAACCUCCUCUUCAAAUACAAAUCCACCAUCCUCCUCACCUCCCCAACCGGCGACCCCCUCACCGGCGUCGACCCAGACAGCAUCAUCACCCUCCCCAACCUCCCCCCCCUCCCCGCAUCAACCUUCCCCGGGGAUGGCUUCGGCGGUCCAGGACCAGGUGGGAAACGCAUCGCUAUCGAUGCCGAAGGUCUAGUCCUCAACGAAGACGGCACAUUCUGGAUAAGCGACGAAUACGGCCCGUACAUCUACCUCUUCUCCCCCAGUGGGAAAAUGCUUGAUGUUAUCGCGCCACCUGAUGCUUUGCUGCCGUUGAGAAACGGCACCCUCAGUUUCAGCAGUGACAACGCCCCUAUCUUUAACUCGGGCAAGCGGCCUGUUCCUGCUAACCCAAGUCAGGGACGGUCGAAUAACCAGGGGUUUGAGGGGUUGACCGCCAGUCCUGAUGGGAGGAAGCUGUGGGUUAUGUUGCAGAGUGCGGGGAGGUUGGAGGGGGGUCAGAAUGCUGCGACGAGGAGACAUGCUCGGUUGUUGAGGUAUGAUGUUGCCAAGGGUAAGGGGAAGGGGAAGGGGGGGAAGAAGGUGGAAUAUUCUGGCGAGUGGGUUGUGCCUUUGCGUACGUUUACCGAUGGGCAAGGGAGGACGAGGGUGGCGGCGCAGAGUGAGAUUAAGUAUAUCAGUGAGAAGCAGCUUCUGGUCCUGCCGAGGGAUAGCGGGGUGGGUGCUUGCACGGAUAGCCCGACGAGUGUGUACAGGCAUGUGGAUGUGAUUGAUAUUGGGAGGGCGACGGAUGUGAAGGGGGGGAGGUAUGAUGCGUUUAAUGCUUCGAUUGCGGGUGCAGAUGGUGUUUUGAAACCAGAGAUAACACCUGCCACGCUCUGCCCAUGGAUCGACUUCAACAUCAACUCUCAGCUAAACAAGUUUGGGAUGAGAAAUGGACCGCCAGCGCUGCCAACAAAGAGCCUCUUGAACGAAAAGUGGGAGAGCUUGGUAUUGGUUCCAGUGGACAAUGGCAAGAAGGAUGAGUACUUCCUGAUUGCGAUCUCUGAUAAUGACUUUACAACGCAGAAUGACGCGAGUGGGUGUAGCUUGGACCAACAGGCCUUGGUGUUCAGGGUGACAUUGCCAAAGAAGAGUAAGCCUUUGAUGGGAUAG
Podospora anserina S mat+ is the source of this 1551-nucleotide messenger RNA. RefSeq lists its product as uncharacterized. The coding region runs from base 1 to 1551 and encodes 516 amino acids. The record is from RefSeq and is a predicted model, not a curated record. The transcript is spliced from 3 exons. Lineage: Eukaryota; Fungi; Ascomycota; Sordariomycetes; Sordariales; Podosporaceae.